Messenger RNA from Caenorhabditis briggsae, 240 nucleotides. Bases 1 to 240 code for a protein of 79 amino acids. The transcript has a single exon. The record is from RefSeq and is a predicted model, not a curated record. NCBI's taxonomy places the organism in Eukaryota, Metazoa, Nematoda, Chromadorea, Rhabditida, Rhabditidae.
AUGGCUAUAAAAGGAAACGAAUUCGACAGAAAGAUCAGUUUACUUCUUCUGAAGACCAACGUCCCAACUGCUCCCGAACAACUCUCGCACCAAAUGUCCGAACUACCAAAUGCUGGAAAGAAGACUGCUGGACCCACUGGAAAGGCCAAUACUCCUCGAGUCAUGGAAGUCAGUGGCAAGAUGAUGGCACCGCCGAGACAUGGUCAGUUAACUCGAUUUGUUCACAAUAAAGACUAUUAG